Messenger RNA from Lactuca sativa (garden lettuce), 287 nucleotides. RefSeq names its product thiosulfate/3-mercaptopyruvate sulfurtransferase 1, mitochondrial. NCBI's taxonomy places the organism in Eukaryota, Viridiplantae, Streptophyta, Magnoliopsida, Asterales, Asteraceae. Gene Ontology annotation, molecular function: thiosulfate-cyanide sulfurtransferase activity. The record is from RefSeq and is a predicted model, not a curated record. Gene Ontology annotation, cellular component: mitochondrion.
GGCUUCAUGCCAAUCUUUGUGAGCCUAAUAUGAAGGUACUGGAUGCAUCCUGGUACAUGCCUGAUGAACAAAGAAAUCCACUUCAAGAGUAUCAAGUUGCACACAUUCCUGGUGCUCUUUUCUUUGAUGUAGAUGGGAUAUCUGAUCGCACUACUAAUCUGCCACACAUGUUGCCAUCUGAAGAAGCAUUUGUUGCUGCUGUUUCUGCUCUUGGUAUUGAAAACAAAGAUGGAGUUGUUGUUUAUGAUGGUAAGGGGAUCUUCAGUGCUGUUCGUGUCUGGUGGUAA